GCAAUGCAGCAUGCAAACAGGAGUUUGUUGUUUACGCCAUUUGUGGCCGUCGUAGUGUUGUGUGAUCUUUCUUUAUCGCAGUGAUAUACUUGUCAUCCGUAUGUGUUUCGUGUAACGUGAACACCUAGGAUUAUUAACAUGUCUGCGAAUAACGCGAAAAUACCUACGACGGAACGCGUCGUCAAAAGUGUGCCGUUUCCUCCUAGCCACAAGCUGACACUGAGUGAAGUGUUUGAGGCAAAAAGCGGCAAGCCGCGGAUUGAGGCAUUGAAGCAACACUUUGUGCUCGAGGGGCGAAUCGAAGAGGCAGCUGCCCUACGCAUCAUAAACGAGGGGGCUGCAUUGCUUCGCCAGGAGAAGACCAUGAUUGACAUUGAGGCCCCCGUGACUGUUUGUGGCGACAUCCAUGGCCAGUUCUAUGACCUGAUGAAGCUGUUCGAGGUGGGCGGCCCACCUGCCACUACCAAGUACCUCUUCCUUGGGGACUAUGUUGAUCGGGGGUACUUCAGCAUUGAGUGUGUGCUCUACCUCUGGGCCCUGAAGAUCUGCUACUCUAACACUUUAUUCCUGCUACGUGGCAACCACGAGUGUAGGCACCUAACCGAGUACUUCACCUUCAAGACUGAGUGCAAGAUAAAGUAUUCAGAGCGUGUGUAUGAUGCCUGUAUGGAGGCAUUUGACUGCCUGCCCUUGGCUGCCCUCAUGAACCAACAGUUUCUCUGCGUCCACGGGGGGCUCUCUCCAGAGAUCCACAACCUCGACGACAUUAAGAAGCUGGACAGGUUCAAGGAGCCGCCUGCAUUUGGUCCCAUGUGCGACCUGCUUUGGUCGGAUCCACUUGAAGACUUCGGCAAUGAGAAGAAUGCGGAGCAUUUUAGUCACAAUAGCGUCCGCGGAUGCUCAUAUUUCUAUAGCUAUGCAGCAUGUUGCGAGUUUCUCCAGCAGAACAACCUCCUCUCUAUAAUUCGGGCUCAUGAAGCUCAGGACGCUGGGUACCGGAUGUACAGGAAGAGUCAGACGACAGGGUUUCCGUCACUCAUCACCAUAUUCUCGGCACCAAACUACUUGGAUGUUUACAACAACAAAGCGGCGGUGCUGAAGUACGAGAACAAUGUGAUGAACAUUCGGCAGUUCAACUGCUCACCUCACCCCUACUGGCUGCCCAAUUUUAUGGACGUUUUCACCUGGUCCCUGCCAUUUGUAGGCGAGAAAGUGACGGAAAUGUUGGUCAAUGUCCUGAACAUCUGCUCAGAUGAUGAGCUCAUGACUGAAGGGGAUGACACCUUUGAAGCCACCUAUUUACUGUCCUUAGGUCUGUCCUCUGGAACCGAAUCCCAGGAGGAUAGUGGUGCAGCGAGCGCUCGAAAAGAAGUUAUUAGAAAUAAAAUCCGAGCUAUUGGCAAGAUGGCCCGCGUCUUCUCCGUGCUGAGGGAAGAAAGCGAAAGCGUUCUUCAGCUUAAAGGACUCACACCGACUGGGACUCUGCCAUUGGGAGCCCUUUCUGGCGGCAAAACUUCUCUGCGCAAUGCUCUAGCGGGCUUCUCGCCCCACCACAAGAUCACCAGCUUCGAAGAAGCAAAGGGUCUGGACAAGAUCAACGAGCGCAUGCCACCUCGCAAGGAUGCACCGCUACCGCACGGGGGUCCCUCGUCACCACAGGAGGAGCAUGGUAGCAGCAACUCUGCCGGCUCCUGAAGGGGGUCUCAACCCUCUCCCGCCUCUUCCUCCUCUUCCCCCACCUUCCCCUCUCGGUUUUCCCCUUCCUUGUUAAGUGCCUCGCUCGCCUCCCGUUUCCCAUCUCAUCAUCCCUUGUGUGCUAACAAUGCCACGGCGCAGAGUGUGUGCUGCAUGUGCGAUGAGGAGACUGCUUGCCUCUUUUUCUCUCACUACCCUCUGUCGAGCAUGCCCUACCAACUCUUCUCGAUCACUCUUGCUUCUGUGCCCACUGUUGUGCAUUUUUGUUCCCUGCUAAGUUAUUAUAAGUUAAUGAGUGACAGAGUGCAGUUGAGGACUUGUUUUUGUGCAGUAUUUGUUUGUUCGUUUUUCUUACUCAUUUGCCUUAUUGGGAACGCAGGAUCGGAGUGCCCUCACGACGCUCCACAAAGCACUGAUAUGUGUGCGUGUCUAGCUGUGUGGGCUUGACACUGCUUGCCCUUUGUUGUUGCUGUUCUGGUCACCUUAUCAUAGUGUAUUUUGUGUCCGGGCAGCAGAGUCGCACGGGCAGCAUGCGCACUCAUAUGGGAUGCUGAAACACUGUGCUGCUGCACUGCACUGCACGUGUCAUCUCUUUUAUAUGCACACACACACAGGUUAGUUUCUUUUUUAUUUUAUUUGUACAGCAGCGGGCCUGUUUUACCGCUGCUUCCCACUCCCUUUCCUUGCUGUGACUGCCCUCGUGUUCAACUUAUUGCAAAUUGUGUGCGUGUGUGUGUGUUUGUGAAAGAUGAUACAGAAUGCCGCCGCCAAUUGUGAGGGGAGUACUGUGUGAGAGAGAGGGGAACUCUCAUUUUUGUGUGGUGUUGUCAUUGGAGGGGUGUAGCUCUCGCGGACAUUGCGCAUGUGUGCCCUUCUCCCAUGCACGACUGAUGCCAGUAGUUGUGGUGACUGCUGCCACUGAGGAAGUGAUCAUAGAGGGUUUUGCAAACUUGGGCGGGGCAUGUCUGUGGGCCAUCCGCACAUCGUGUGACAGUGUGGCUGUUACUGAUGGGCCUCUGGGGAGACGGGUGUGCAAGACCCUGGGGAAACUCUAUACAUACAUGAGUGUACAUAAGAGGGGGAAAAAAGAAAGACGAAAAAAACAAAACAAAUAAGGCCUGACACUGUGGUCACUUGGGGGCCGCGAUGCAAUUUUCAUGUCGGGAAAUUGCUGUGCAAUGUCUUUGUUGCUUUACUUGAUGGCUUUCUUCCUUGUCAAUCUUGCAUUUUGGUGAUGCCUUUGAUUUUCCUUUCACACCCUGUAUAUGUCUCUCUCUAUAUGUAUAUGUAUAUAUACAUAUAUAAAUAUAUAUGUCCAUGUGUAUAUAUAUGAAUAUGUGUAUAUGUAUGUAUAUACCAAAGCCUCCACCGCCUGGAGUACUGUUCUUGAUUUUUCAUGCGCAUCCUUUCCCGAUGGCUUGUGGCAAUUUGUGAAAAAAUAUAUCUGUAUAUAUAUAUCUAUAUAUAUAUAUAGAUAUAUAUAUAUGUAUAUUACAUAUAAUAUUCAUAUACAUAAUAUACAUACUAUACGUGGAAAUGCUUUGUUUUUAAUUUCUCCCUCUGCCUUGUCAUCGCUCCUGAAGUCGCUUGUUUCUGUUUUAUGAUGCGGCUCAUUGUUCUCUCCACUGUUGCUAACCUGUCUACCUUCUUGCCGCCCGUGGUAACAUCGAAGGGCCAACAUUGUAUGGCGUGGAACUCCAUUUCUCAACUUCAGCCUCCCCUGCCUCUCUCCUCCACUGAUGCUGCGACACUGGCCUGCUGAAUGGUCCGCUGAACCAACCAUGCGCACGUGUGUGCUGAGGGAAUCCGCUAUGCCACUCAUCAAUGUCCCAGGCUUUGAUCUCUGUCUGGGGCUGUUCCGAAUUAGAAUAUGUCAACAUUCAGUUACACCUUGUGACAUGAGUUUAAGGUGGUCUGUGGUGAGCUGGCAGCACACAGACAGCAUGUGCCUCGUCUGGGUGGUGCUUGCCCAGAUGCAAGUUUUAGCGGGGGGACCCUGUUUCAGCUGUGUGCAAUGUUUAGUUGCUUUGAAGAAUUCUCGUGGAAGUAACGGCUUGUGUGCUUGUAAGAUGUAUAGCCGUACUUCAUGCAGAACUCUUGCCCAGCAACUAUAAUUCAUGUCUGUUUCAAUUUCGAUGGUUGUGUGAAGCUCGAGGCAAUUUGUGGCUGUCGGAAAUUCUCGUGCUGUCUUGCCUGAUCUAGUCUUAUGUUUUUAUGGUCCCGUGGCUCCAUUGAGUCUGAAACCGGGGCAGUGUCUGCAAAAGUAGAGCACAACCCGAGUCGGGCAUUUGAGCUGCACCUCUGCUCCAAUCAGAGCUGCGAGACCAUCGCAGCUUCUAGUGAAGGGGAAAGAAUUUACUGUGAGGCAGGGACCACCCUGCAAUGAUCCCAAUGGCGACGGCCGGUGCGCCUACAGUUGUCAAACCAUGAGUAAAGUGGGAUAGUUUCAUGGGUCAGGUUUUCACGAUGUUUUGUGUGGCUGGCUGGCGCUUUGUGACAUUAGACUUGCUCAAAGCCAUAUAUGCACACUUCUCGCCUGCACAGGCCUAAUUGAAUGGUUGCGAGUGUAUUCAGCAUUUUUUUAUGGUUAUAUUCUCUCGCAGGCCACAGAAAAGUGUUCGCUCAAACUUAAUGUAAAAGCUUGCCAAAGUUUGGUGCACCUCGUAAUGCUGUUCUGGCGGGAGCACUUGCUGGUUUGCGUGUGGGCAUGGGCAUUAGCAGCUGUGUUCCCAGGCGAGCUAGGUUCCUAUGGCCACAUGUUCGCUCGAGUGUCUAGUGGAGGGGGCGUGGCAUGGGUACUCUCUUGCAGAAUGGGGGAAUGUUCUUCUCUGCAUAUAUUAAGAAAGACUCACCUUCAUGUUUAAACAAAAAUCUUUCUUGAUAUUUCCAAAAGCUCUCUCGCUCUUUGGCGAACUGUCUUAUCGAAUUCCCUCAGGAGUGUCUGCCUCUUUUUCAGCAGUGCAGAAGAUAGAGGAGAGCCGCUUAUGUGGGCAUGUAAUAACCCAUCUGUUGUGCAAUAGUUGUACACACACACACACACACACAAAUACACAUACACACACAACAAAAAUUGUAUCUGUUGUAAAAAAAGACUGAUUUAUGUUGAAUAAAAAUCAACUAUGAACUUCACAACAA
Molecule: messenger RNA, 4830 nt
Organism: Rhipicephalus microplus (southern cattle tick)
Lineage: Eukaryota; Metazoa; Arthropoda; Arachnida; Ixodida; Ixodidae
Product: serine/threonine-protein phosphatase 2B catalytic subunit 2
Biological process (GO): calcineurin-mediated signaling
Molecular function (GO): calmodulin-dependent protein phosphatase activity
Source: RefSeq, a predicted model, not a curated record